Messenger RNA from Pungitius pungitius (ninespine stickleback), 1714 nucleotides. It is a transcript of the gene f7i, whose product is annotated as coagulation factor VIIi. Gene Ontology annotation, molecular function: serine-type endopeptidase activity; calcium ion binding. The record is from RefSeq and is a predicted model, not a curated record. NCBI's taxonomy places the organism in Eukaryota, Metazoa, Chordata, Actinopteri, Perciformes, Gasterosteidae. Gene Ontology annotation, biological process: proteolysis; blood coagulation. Bases 77 to 1456 code for a protein of 459 amino acids. Gene Ontology annotation, cellular component: extracellular region. The transcript has 8 exons.
AGGUCGGUGGGCGUCCCUCAACAGAAGCAUUGAUACGCUCCGUGUGCUUCUCGUGUCGAGUCACUCUGAACUCAUCAUGCUGGGGAGGACGUGCUGUCCCAGGGUCCUGGUCCUGGUUCUGGUGUCAGCCAUGGCUGCGGCAGUGUGGGUGGAGAAGCAGGAGGCCCACGAGGUGCUGAGCAGGCGGAGGAGAGCCAACACCGGCUUCCUGGAGGAGCUGAAACAAGGAGACCUGGAGAGGGAGUGCAGGGAGGAGAUCUGUGACUACGAGGAGGCGCGGGAGGUGUUUGAGGACGACGGCCGCACGAAACAAUUCUGGCUUUCUUAUAAUCGUCGCGACCCUUGCCUGGAGAACCCGUGCCGUAACAACGGGACAUGCGUGUACCUGGAGACGAGGUACCAGUGCUACUGCGCCGAGGGCUUUGAGGGACAGUACUGUCAGACAGAGGUCGAGGACUUCCUGAAGUGUCUCUACAACAACGGCCACUGUGAGCAUUAUUGUGACGGCUCGGGGGAACGUCGGAGAUGUUCCUGUGCCGACGGGUUCAAGCUGGGGGAGGACGGCCGGCAGUGUGUCGCCCAGGUGGAGUUUCCGUGCGGUCAGCUUCCACAGGAAACCGGUCUGAACCAGACUGCGGGGGAUCAGACCCGGGUGGUGGGGGGGAACCAUUGCCCUAGAGGACAGUGUCCCUGGCAGGUCUUGGUCCAGUUUAAUGGACUUAGUCACUGUGGAGGCGCUCUGAUCAAACCAGACUGGGUCGUCACCGCGGCCCACUGUAUCCACGGCAACCUGCCUCAGAGCCUCACGGUGGUGGCAGGGGAACACAACUUGGACGUGUACGAAGGCACGGAGCAGCAGUUGCCCGUUUCCAUGGCGAUCGCCCACGAGGGCUACGUCCCGGAGACCGGUGACAACGACGUGGCGCUGCUGCGUCUGGCCCGCCCCGUCGCCCUGAGCCGCCUCGCCCUUCCUGUCUGCCUGCCCACCAGAGACCUCGCCGAGCGGGAGCUGCUGGCGACGCGCUACCACACCGUGUCCGGCUGGGGCAAGAGGACAUCCGGGGGCAACAAGGCCGCCGCCACCUCGGCCCCCGUCUCCCCGGUCCUGCGCAGGAUGUCCGUGCCCAUCAUCCAGAACUCCCAGUGCUCCCAGAGGGCCCAGUUCAACUUCACCGCCAACAUGCUGUGCGCUGGGUACCUGGAGGGUCGACAGGACAGUUGCCGCGGCGAUGAUGGGAGCCCGCUGGUGACGCUCCACGGCUCCACUCACUUCCUGACGGGCGUGGUUGGCUGGGGGCAGGGCUGCUCACUCCCGGGGUAUUAUGGGGUGUACGCAAACAUGGCCCACUUUGUGGACUGGGCGGAGGGCAUCAUGAAGGACCCGCCCACCAUGUCCACGGCCAAUGAGGAGGCAGGACACACAGAUUUGGAGAUGACGCAACAGAAAGUAGUUUAAUAAGCCAGAUUACAUUUCUGUUGUUAAAGUUUGAGCGGGAUGUUGAAUUGAUUAUGAUUGAUUAGGGAUUGAAAAGUGAUGGAUCACUUGUUUGACUGUAAAAACAUCACACAUGAGGUUGGUCCAACGAAUACAAACGAAAAGUACUGAGAUUUUUGGUAGUUUUCUGUUGUACUUCAGGGCUGCUUCUACUUGAAUAAAAUCCUCUUGCAUACAUACGAGUACCAUCCUUCGUGAACAUCUGGAUACCAUCAGCUG